CAGAUAAUGUAACAAAUCCUUAUAUAUAGAAUGGCAAAGUAAGUUGUAUAUUAUCAUAAUAAUAAUAACAGCAUACUAGCCAAGCAGUGUGAAAGAUGGCUUUAGCAGAAUCACAAGAACACAACACACUUCACUUUCUUGUUAUACCCUUAGGAUCUCCAGGCCACUAUAUUCCCACCAUUGAUAUAGCUAAGUUACUAGCUCAACAUGGUGUUAAAGUCACCAUUGUUACAACCCCGUUUAACAACCUCAGAUUCGGGUCAAUCCUUGAUCAAGCAAUCGAAUCUGGUCUUCCCAUCAGUUUUCUUGAAUUUCCAUUUCCAUAUAUAGAGUUUGGCUUACCAGAAGGCUGUGAAAGCGUAGAUAAUCUUCCCGAUAUAAGCCUGGCCAAAAAACUAAUGGAAGCAUAUACUUCACUACAAAACCAAGUUGAGCAGUAUGUCGAAAACCUUAAUCCUAGGCCAAAUUGCAUCCUAUCUGACGCAUAUCUCCUAUGGGCUGGUGAUACAGCCAAAAAGUUUCAAAUACCAAGAAUUACAUUUGAUGGAAUGAAUUGCUUCACACAAUUGUGCAACCACAUUUUAAGCCUCACAAAGGUGUAUGAAAAUGUGGGCGAGCUGGACUCAUUUGUUUUGCCCGGUUUGCCUGAUCGUAUUGAACUAAGACGAUCCCAACUGCCUUUUGCUUUCAACUCUGGCACCCAAGAUGUCAAAGAUUUUCAUGAAAAGCUCAAGGUAUCUGAAGCUGAAGCGUACGGAGUAGUUAUAAACAGUUUUCAAGAAUUGGAACAAGGAUAUGCUGAUGAAUAUCAAAAAGUCAAAGGAGAUAAAGUUUGGUGCAUAGGCCCAUUAUCUCUAUGCCACAAGGAUGUAUCAGAGAUGGUCCAGAGAGGUAACAAGUCCUCAAUUGACAAAAAUGAUUGCCUCGAUUGGCUAGAUUCUCAAGAGAAGGGCUCGGUGAUUUAUGCAUGCCUAGGAAGCAUUAGUCGGAUUGAGCCUGCACAGCUAGUUGAGCUGGCUUUAGCUCUAGAGUCAUCUAGAAAACCGUUCAUUUGGGUCGUUCGUGCAGGCCCGAAGACAGAAAAGAUAGAAAAAUGGAUAGCUGAUGAAGGGUUUGAAGAGAGAACCAAAGAUAGGGCUCUAUUGAUCCGCGGGUGGGCACCCCAACUUCUAGUCUUAUCACACCCUGCAAUUGGAGGGUUUUUAACUCAUUGUGGUUGGAAUUCGACACUGGAAGGGGUUUGUGCUGGGGUCCCGAUGGUAACGUGGCCUCAAUUUCAGGAGCAGUUCUACAAUGAGAAGUUGGUUGUGCAAGUAUUGAAAAUUGGAGUUAGUGUUGGUGCUCAGAAUGUGGUGCAUUGGGGCGAAGAAGAGAAGUCGGAAGUGAUAGUAAAGAGUGAGGAGUUUAAGAAGGCUAUAGAGGUUCUAAUGAAAGAAGGGGAAGAAAGAGAAGAGAGAAGAAAGAGAGCUAAAGAAUAUAGUAAGAUGGCAUAUAAAGCAAUUGAAGAGGGAGGAUCUUCCUACAACAAUAUGAAACGACUCAUCCAAGAUAUCAAGAACUACACCAGUAUUAGCUAGUACCCAAGUUAGGCUUAAAUUCAGCCCAUUCUAUAUAUGUGCAUUUCCCUUUCGUAUUUUUGUAGUUUUCAUGAAUUAGAGUAACCGUAAUAAGGCAUCAAGAGGUAGUGUGGAUAUGAACCGCUAUAGGGCCAGUGUGGUUUCUUAAAAAACCUUCUUUUGGCAUGAUUCAUGCGACCAUUGAAAGGCAUGCAUGGUAAAUUGGUAAAGGAGUGAGUUUUUUUUAA
This is a messenger RNA of Erigeron canadensis, 1804 nucleotides long. RefSeq names its product UDP-glycosyltransferase 73C5-like. Lineage: Eukaryota; Viridiplantae; Streptophyta; Magnoliopsida; Asterales; Asteraceae. Gene Ontology annotation, molecular function: UDP-glycosyltransferase activity. The transcript has a single exon. The record is from RefSeq and is a predicted model, not a curated record. The coding region runs from base 96 to 1577 and encodes 493 amino acids.